AUUGAUCCCAACAGAAACACCAAACCCAACACUCACAGCUUCCAGUUAAGAGGAACUCUCCAAACAGGCAAAGAGUUCCACAAAGGACAUAGGACCAUAAUUCACAAUAUGGCCAAGGCACACCCAAUGCCGGCGCUGGCGCUGCUCGCCGUGGCGCUGCUGGUCCUGGCGGCGUCCGCGCAGGCCAUCUGCGACAUCUCCAGCGGCGGCAUCCGGUCGUGCCAGCCGGCAGCGGCGGUCCGCAACCCGACGGAUGCGCCGUCGGCGGAGUGCUGCGCGGCGCUGGCCGGCGCCGACCUGGCGUGCCUCUGCCGGUACAAGAGCGUCGGCGGCAUGUGGGUGAGGUUCUACAAGAUCGACGUCAAGCGCGCCAUGGCGCUCCCUGGCAAAUGCGGACUCACCAUGCCCGCCAACUGCUGAUGAUGGAUGCAAUGCACCGGAAAUAUAUGUACUGCUACUAGUACUAAAAUGCUUACUAGAAUAAAGGAGCUGAGGGCUAUUACGACAAGGUGGUAGCUUCUUUCUCUUGGUGUACUGCUGGACUGAUGCGUGGUGAGCUGAGUCUGCGUGGAAUGUAUUAUGGAUGUGAUAAUGUGGAUGGUGUGAUUGAGCAAAUGAAUCAAUCAAGGAAGUGGAUGUUAUCGUAUUAA
Molecule: messenger RNA, 650 nt
Organism: Brachypodium distachyon (stiff brome)
Lineage: Eukaryota; Viridiplantae; Streptophyta; Magnoliopsida; Poales; Poaceae
Product: putative lipid-transfer protein DIR1
Exons: 1
Coding region: 109-420 (103 amino acids)
Biological process (GO): systemic acquired resistance
Molecular function (GO): fatty acid binding
Source: RefSeq, a predicted model, not a curated record